CCUGGCAGAUAUUAAAGGUGUGCAGGGAGUGUAAAAGUCCAAGUUUCUUGUCACAUAGAGAGAAGAGUUUGCGAGGAGUAUUUCGAAAAAUGUAUCGGACCUGAAGCAAAGAAAUCUGGAAUCUUAUAGCACUUUCUUCAAAUUGUCCUCUCUCAUCUUCUCAACCUUGUGACUGGAAUCUACAUCUUCGGUUUUCUGACUGACAGCCCUGCGGAGCAUACGGUACGUUUAACUCUUCAGCGUAUCAUUCGAACUCAUUUUAAUCAACAUGUGCACGCCACAGCCCGUCUGCCCUGCCAAUGCCACCAUAUGCUCGGGCACAUCCUGCCUCAUGCCCCCUAAUAGAUUCAAUGAAGUCCUUGGGGUUGUAAUGAGCACCGUGAUGACUGUCAUGCUCGCCAUGGUCAUGUUUUCAAUGGGUUGCACUGUUGAAGCAAAAAAACUUUGGGCACACAUUCGCAGACCUUGGGGCAUUGUCAUCGGAUUCUUGUGCCAGUUCGGCAUCAUGCCUUUUACAGCCUUUGCACUCUCUCUGGCAUUCAAUGUGCUUCCCAUUCAGGCUGUAGUCAUUGUUAUUAUGGGAUGUUGUCCUGGAGGUUCCAGCUCGAAUAUUAUCUGCUACUGGCUCGAUGGGGAUAUGGACCUAAGUAUCAGCAUGACCGCAUGUUCUUCAAUCCUGGCGCUGGGCAUGAUGCCUCUUUGUUUGUUGAUCUACACCUCAAUCUGGACGUCAGCUGAUGCUCUCCAAAUCCCCUAUGAAAGCAUUGGCAUCACACUUGUGAGCUUACUUGUGCCAGUCGGUUUGGGAAUGUUAGUGAAAAGCAAGUGGCCAGAAAUAGCAAAAAAGAUUCUCAAAGUUGGAUCAGUGGUAGGAAUGAUCCUCAUCGUCGUCAUUGCAGUCAUAGGUGGUGUGCUGUAUCAGUCCUCGUGGACCAUUGCUCCUUCUCUUUGGAUUAUUGGUACCAUUUAUCCCUUUAUCGGAUUUGGUCUGGGCUUUCUGCUUGCUCGCUUUGUGGGACAACCUUGGUACAGGUGUCGCACCAUCGCUUUAGAAACUGGAAUGCAGAAUUCCCAGCUGUGCAGCACAAUAACCCAGCUGUCCUUUACUCAGGCUGAGCUUGACCUCAUGUUCGCCUUCCCCUUAAUCUACAGUAUCUUCCAGCUGGUUGUGGCCGGGAUUGCGGUGGGAGCAUAUUACUCAAUUAAGCAUUACGGGCAGAGGUCAGCGGAGACGGAUGGGGAAAGUGCACUGAGCAGUAAUGAUUCUGGAUCUUUCAAGAAGCAGGAUUAUGCUUUGGACAAUGGUGUCUUUCAGUGUGAUGACAAUGGCAACACUGAAGGAAAAGGCAAAGGUACACACUUGUGAGCUACACAGUAGCAAAUAUUGACAGAAUGAACUUUACACAAUUUAAUUUAUCUUCAUGCAAGUAUUGAUAAUAUUGCACAACCAAGUAAAAUGUCAUCCCUUGACCAUAAAAGUCCUAAAACUUGUUUCUAUGAUAACUCUACCCACAAGUAUGUGAACAGUUAAGUACGCUGACUGUCUAAUGCUUACUGUAAAAAACAUUUAUUUGUGACAAUAUACUGUAUGAAUGACAAUAGACCCUUUUACCACUCACGUGAUCAAAUAGCCUACAUGUGCAUUUAGGCAACAGAAGUGCUGUUAUUCCCCACUGGUUCUAACGUGAGCAACUCAGAAAGUUUAUUAAAAUGGUUUCCCAGCAUCAAAAUGUCUGGUUGUUGCAUUUGGUUGCACUAAUUAAUAUACUAAUAUAUAUAUAUAUAUAUAUAUAUAUAUAUAUAUAUAUAUAUAUAUAUAUAUAUAUAUAUAUAUAUAUAUAUAUAUAUAUAUAUAUAUAUAUAUAUAUAUAUAUAUAUAUAUAUAUAUAUAUAUAUAUAUAUAUAUAUAUAUAUGUAUGUAUGUAUCUGGCAACUUUAUUUUUGGCCAUCUGCUAACAUCUUCUAUCCACUCCACUAUAGUACACGGAUCUGGUAGCUGUGUUGAAAAAGUUGAUAAAGUCAACUUUUUAAAAUAACUUUCUCUGUCUGUAUUGCUUCACUGCUGAUUCUUGCCAUACUUCCGUUGCCCUAAAUGCACGCACAUACGCUGCCACGUCAUCAUUGUAUACAAACAGUAAAAGGGUCUAUAUAUGAAUGCUUUUUCUUAAGUAUCUUUUAAUAACUCAUUAGUAUUUCAGAGGUAAUAUUGGUGAUUUCAAAGCAUGAAGGUAACUCCUAAUUACUGUACAUGUUGUACAAAAGAUCCUUAAAUUAAGAAAACAUACCAGUUGGUGAAAUUAAGUUAAUUAUUCAAUUGUUAUUGUGCUUUGUAUACAUAAAAUCAUAAUGGACCUUUUUAUAGAUGUUUGCUUUCUAUAUUAUUUAUGUAUUAAAAAUCUUUUUUUAUCAAAAGCACAAAAGAAGAUUCCUUGUUUUACACCAUUCAAAAUUUUAGAUUUCAAGUAUUUAUUUUUAUCUUAUUAAUAUUUAUAUGCAUCAGAACAAUGUGAAUAAACUAAUAUUUCAAGUACAUGACGCCACGUUUUGAACUAGCAGACUUUGAGCUUUUUAUAUAUCAUAAAAUUGUCUUAGAUAAUUACACAAAGUCUAUUUUAUUGAGCCUGUAUUAUAAUGCUGUGAAAGAGCUUUUAUGACUCAAUGGGGCUUUAUGGGGUUAUUUUAAACCCUGGGUAAGAAGAAUCCUGGGUUAUCGAGUUUCACACCUAGGUUUUCAUAAUCUGACUUUUCACACUGUGCAUUCCUAAACCCGUAUUUUGCGUUCUUAUUUGUAUGUUUUGUGUGAGAACAGCCAUGAUUGAAUAAAUAGGCUAAGGGGGCGUGCACACCAACGCUUUUACGCCCGCGGCUGGCGCAUGUUUUCAAUUGUUUCCAAUUGUUUCCAAUGGAAGCUCAGCGUUUUUCAAAUAAGCCAGCAGCUAGCGGUUUUCUUCCGCGCUGAAAACCGGCGCCCGGCGGUUUUUCCGCGCUCAGCGCCAAGCGCAGAGAGUUGAAAGAUGUUCAACUUUGGAAGAAAAGCUCCGCUCGUCAAUGUCAGUUUUCACACGGCCGCCCAAUCACAGUGGAGGAGGGUCGGGACAUUACCACAGCAACCAACCGGCUCGCAGCUGAAGUAUCACAGCUACCAAAGCGCUCAGCUGAAGAAAGCUGGCACUCAGCUGAAAAACAGCUGGCAUUCGGCGUCCUCAAGGCGUUUUCAGCCGCGUUUAAAAGUUUUGGUGUGUCCAGCCCCUAAAGCUGUGUCAGACUGACUAAACAAAAAAAAUGUUUUUUAAAGCUAUUGCUUUACAGUUUUUUAUGAUUGCUAUCACACUUUUUUCAAUACUUUUAACAAGUUUCCAAAACUCUUAACGCAGCAACACAACUAAAACACACAACUUGCAAAAUCAUUAAUUUCAUGCUCAAAAUCACAAAUUGUAAACAAAACUCUCACACUGUUAACCAAAUCACUGUAAACAUGUCCCAGAAUCAACUAGUUACAGGUAUGCCAAAUUACCAACACAUGUUCUCUUCCAACAGAAACAUUUAGUCAAUCAUAACACAAUGUCAUAAAAAACAGAAACAUAAAAACUGCAUUAUUUUAUGUGUCAGUCUGUCCUUAUACAAUACAGUAGACUGCAUUCUACUGUAGACAGUAGAUUGUAUUGAUUAUAGACUGAGUUUUGCACUGCAGUUUCUUUUGAAAACUUGAUUAUAUUUUUGUUUAGCUGGGUUUAGUAAAUGCAUGCAUUAUAUUUGUUUUGCUGCAGAAAUUCAAGACAAAAAUGAAUCAUCCAUCUUAGAGUACGGUUUGUGAAAAAAAGUAGACAGACAGAAUUGGUGCAGUAAAGACUUUACAGUAUUUACAACAGGACAUUACCGCAAGAUAACAAACAUAUUCUAUAUUAUUGCCAUUUCUAGUAUAAAGUAAAAAUAAAAAAUACAAACAGAAAAAGCCACUGAAGAAUAAAGCAAAAAGAAAAUCUCAUCAUCUUAUCUAUUGCGUUUCUAUUUGGCCACAUGUUCAAGGCAUCUUGGAAAGAAUUCUUUGCCAUGUCUUAUCCACCUUUGACAGUGUUCAGGUGUGAUGUCUGGGAAUGCACCAUCUAUUGCAUCCAGGUGGGACUGGAGGAAAACCUCUCCCUUGUCCUGGUGGUCUUGCUACUCAUUUGGUCUUCUGCUGACUCUUGCAGACAUAUAUCUUAUUUUUUGUGUUGCUCAUAUUGUUCCUUUCCACAUAAGAUCAACCUGAAGAGGUUCUCUUUUACUCUAUUGUAUACCAUAUGCAAUUGAAAGAACCUGAGUGUGUUUCUUAGAUGAGAAUCAGCUGUGAUUUAUAUAUUUGCAUUGCUACAAUAAGUUGUUUUUCAUUCCAAAUGGAAUAAAAUACAGGGUAUAUAUUUGUGUUUCAAUUCAUCAUACAAACAGCUGUUUACUUUGACUAAAGUCAGGUUUCAGCACAUGAUGUUAUCAGUUUUGACAUGCUGUGUGAAAGCAUUUGUAAAUUUGACAUUAAAAAUCUAUUGUUUUGGU
This is a messenger RNA of Misgurnus anguillicaudatus (oriental weatherfish), 4530 nucleotides long. RefSeq names its product solute carrier family 10 member 2 (gene slc10a2). The record is from RefSeq and is a predicted model, not a curated record. Lineage: Eukaryota; Metazoa; Chordata; Actinopteri; Cypriniformes; Cobitidae. Gene Ontology annotation, molecular function: bile acid:sodium symporter activity. Gene Ontology annotation, biological process: bile acid and bile salt transport. Gene Ontology annotation, cellular component: apical plasma membrane.